AUAACCUCAAAAGGAUCGUUCUUGAUUAUUAUUUAUUUCACACAUAAUUAUUGGUUACAAAUUAAAAAAAAUCAAAUUAAAGAUUAAACAAAAGAUUUAUAAUUAAAAAAAUCUUUUAGUUUUAUCUAAUUUUAUUCACCUAGAGUACUACACGAUACUUCCAGAUUAAAUAAAUUCCGGCCGAUUAUAAUGCGAAAUACGUUCUCGUUUAAAUUGUUCGCGUACAGAAUUCACCUGAUUUCACCGAUUCUUAUACCAUAUCGCAGUAAGCAUAUUCAAUCGAGACGCGUACUAAAGAUGAACGAGGCAUUUCUUCGCUAUGAGAAGGGCAAUGACACAUUUGACAUCUCUUUUCGCUAUGUGGACGAGAUGGCGAAGAUAGAUCGUCAGUUCAACUUUUCCAGACAAAUUGCGGAAAGUGUGAACAAUUUCCUCAAAAGGAUUGAUACAAACGUUUGCAAGAUUGUAAAAAGAAAGCUAGAUAGAAAAAGAAAGAACAAUGCUAGUUUGGAGACAUCUGAUAUGACAACCGAUAAUGUGAAUGCUGGAAAAAUCAUGCUUCUCAAGAAUGACGUUAAGGUGGAUGGCAAUACAGUGUGUGAAAGCCUUUUACAGGAUUCUGCAGAGCUAAAGCUGAUUAUUUUUGAGAAAUCCUUCUUAGUAAAGCGAAAUGCACCUUAUAUUACAAAAAUUUCAUUACCAACAAGCAUAUUGGCAGAUUUUCCAACAUAUCCAUCCAAGUUUGAGGCAUUAUACACUGUCAAAAAGCAAUCGACAUUCAGUUGGUACAGAAACGAUCUUGUUAAUAAUAAACCAAACUCGUGGACGUAUGUGUGCAAUGGGUAUCUAUAUGUACCCAGUGUAGGAGACAUUGGCUGUAAUUUGAAGAUUAGUUGUGAACCGCGAAACGAGUCGGACACUGGCCCUAAGAUGGAAGUAGAAUCAAAGAAUGUCGUGGAGGCUGGUCCUGGACAAUGUCCAUUUGACAUGCGGCAUCAAUUUACGAAACAUAAGUUAUCAGGCAAAAGUUUCAGGAUAAUAUGUUAUAAUAUACUGGCAGAUACCUAUGCUGAUUCUGACUUUUCUAAAGAUGUAUUGUUUCCGUAUUGUCCACAAUAUGCAUUAAAUAUAGACUAUAGAAAGCAAUUAAUUCUUAAAGAAAUAAUAGGUUUUAAUGGUGAUAUAAUUUGCUUACAAGAAGUAGAUAAAAAUGUAUACGAAUGUGAUCUGUUGCCUUCUCUGUAUAUGCUGAAUUACGAUGGCGUGUAUGUUACGAAGAACGACAUGAGUGAAGGACUCGCCACAUUUUUCAAUCAGGACCGAUUUGAAAAAUUAGGAUUUCAAUCCAGUAUAAUGGCACAAAAUGUUGAUUUUCCUAAAUUUGCUGCCAUUUGGUCUAAAAUUGAUAAUGAUAAGUCGAAGGAAAGAUUUUUAGGUAGAAAUACAACCAUUCAGGUGACAGCGUUACGAUCGAAAGAAAACCAAUCUGAGAUCUUGGUUAUCGGCAACACACAUUUAUAUUUUAAACCUGAUGCAGAUCAUAUAAGAUUGUUGCAAGGAUAUUAUGCAGUGACAUAUGUACAUGAAAUCGCGAAAAGAACUCAAGAAGAGAAUCCUGAAUGUAAUGUGAACGUGAUACUUUGCGGGGAUUUCAAUAGUGUGCCGGAAUGCGGUAUUUAUAAAUUGAUGACUGAAAAUUAUGUUCCAGAAACGUGCGAAGAUUGGAAAAGUAAUGUUGAAGAAGCUAUAGAAAAUGUAUCUUUAACGCAAGAUCUUCGCCUGUCCAGCGCCUGCGGCACACCAGAAUAUACAAACUACACUCCGGAGUUCUCUGCCUGUUUAGACUACAUAUUUUACGAGAGAGAUAAAUUGGAGGUGGAACAAGUGGUUCCAAUGCCGAGCAAAGAGGACCUUACCCUUAACACAGGUUUGCCAUCUGUGGUAUUUCCUAGCGAUCAUAUAUCUUUGUGCGCUGAUUUGAAAUUGAAAGGAUAAUAAAUAGUAGAAAUUACGAAAUAGCGCUAAUAUCUUGUAUAUUAUUAAAUAUAUGAUUAAAUUUGUUUACACUUAUAUGUGAGGUUAUACAUAUAA
Messenger RNA from Monomorium pharaonis (pharaoh ant), 2091 nucleotides. Its product is annotated as 2',5'-phosphodiesterase 12. The record is from RefSeq and is a predicted model, not a curated record. NCBI's taxonomy places the organism in Eukaryota, Metazoa, Arthropoda, Insecta, Hymenoptera, Formicidae. The transcript is spliced from 7 exons. Gene Ontology annotation, biological process: nuclear-transcribed mRNA catabolic process, deadenylation-dependent decay. Gene Ontology annotation, cellular component: mitochondrion. The coding region runs from base 190 to 1995 and encodes 601 amino acids. Gene Ontology annotation, molecular function: 3'-5'-RNA exonuclease activity.